This is a messenger RNA of Gadus chalcogrammus (walleye pollock), 3684 nucleotides long. RefSeq names its product potassium voltage-gated channel, subfamily H (eag-related), member 3 (gene kcnh3). Gene Ontology annotation, molecular function: voltage-gated potassium channel activity. Bases 1 to 3684 code for a protein of 1227 amino acids. The transcript is spliced from 16 exons. Gene Ontology annotation, cellular component: membrane. The record is from RefSeq and is a predicted model, not a curated record. Gene Ontology annotation, biological process: regulation of membrane potential; potassium ion transmembrane transport. NCBI's taxonomy places the organism in Eukaryota, Metazoa, Chordata, Actinopteri, Gadiformes, Gadidae.
AUGCCGGUGAUGAGAGGGCUGCUGGCCCCGCAGAACACCUUCCUGGAUACCAUCGCCACCCGCUUCGAUGGCACCCACAGCAACUUUGUGCUGGGCAACGCACAGGUCCAGUCGCUGUACCCCAUCGUGUACUGCUCCGACGGCUUCUGCGAGCUCACGGGCUACGCCCGGGCCGAGCUCAUGCAGAAGAGCUGCGCCUGCCACUUCCUCUACGGCGCCGAGACCAGCGACCUGCUCACCACCCAGAUCCAGGGGGCACUGGACGACCGCCGCGAGUUCAAGACCGAGCUGGUGUUCUACAAGAAAGGAGGUACCCAGUUCUGGUGCCUUCUUGACAUUGUGCCCAUCAAGAAUGAGAAGGGGGAGGUGGUGCUGUUCCUGGUGUCCCACAAGGACAUCACCGAAAACAAGAAGGACCAGGACCCUGAGCUGGGGGGUGAAACAGACGAGGAGACGGGCCUGAAGGUGCACCAGGUGACACGGCCCCCGGGGUUCAAUGCUAACCGGCGGCGCAGCCGCGCGGUGCUCUACCACCUGUCCGGACACCUGCAGAAACAAGACAAGAGCAAGCUGAAGCUCAACAACAACAUGUUUGGCGACAAGCCGCCCAUCCCAGAGUACAAGGUCGCCGCCAUCCAGAAGUCCCGCUUCAUCCUGCUCCACUACGGCGCCUUCAAAGCCGGCUGGGAUUGGCUGAUCCUGCUGGCCACCUUCUACGUGGCGGUGACCGUGCCCUAUAACGUGUGCUUCACCGUGGUGGGGGGGCGGGACGAGGGCAGCGGGGGCGGCUCGCGGAGCCCCCCCAGUGUCAGCGACAUCCUGGUGGAGAUCCUCUUCAUGCUCGACAUCCUGCUGAACUUCCGGACCACCUUUGUCAGCACGUCGGGCCAGGUGCUGUACGACGCCCGCUCCAUCUGCGUCCACUACGUCACCACCUGGCUCUUUGUUGACCUCAUCGCUGCCCUGCCCUUUGACCUUCUCUACGCCUUCAACGUCAGUGUGUACUUUGGCGUUCACCUGCUGAAGACGGUGAGGCUGCUGCGGCUGCUGAGACUGCUGCAGAAGCUGGAGCGCUACUCGCAGUACAGCGCUGUGGUGCUCACCCUGCUCAUGUCCAUGUUCGCCCUGCUGGCCCACUGGAUGGCCUGCGUCUGGUACUUCAUCGGCCGCAGAGAGAUCGACGGCUCCACGUCCUGGGAUAUCGGCUGGCUGCAUGAGCUGGCCAAGCGCCUGGGCACACCCUACUUCCUGUCCCCGCCCUCCUCGCUGGACCCCAACUCGCUGUCCACGGCGGCCGUCUCCGGCCUCCCGGCCAAUGACAGCGGCCGCUGGAAUGCGUCGGCGGCCUCGGCGGUGGCCUCGGGGUGGGACAACUGGAACGGGAGCCUUCCCGGGGGCGUGGCUGAGACGGUCACCGCUGUGAUGGGGACGAGCGGGGCGGUCGGCGCCGACGGCGGCGGCGGGGGCGGUCCCGGACUAGGCGGCGGGCCGUCCAUGCGCAGCAGCUACGUGACGUCGCUGUACUUCGCCCUGAGCAGUCUGACCAGCGUGGGUUUCGGCAACGUGUCGGCCAACACCGACUCUGAGAAGAUCUUCUCCAUCUGCACCAUGCUCAUCGGAGCCCUGAUGCAUGCAGUGGUGUUCGGUAACGUCACGGCCAUCAUCCAGAGGAUGUACUCGCGGCGCUCGCUGUACCACACGCGCACCAAGGACCUGAAGGACUUCAUCCGCGUGCACCGGCUGCCCAAAGCCCUGGAGCAACGCAUGCUGGAGUGCUUCCAGACCACCUGGUCCGUGAACAAUGGGAUCGACGUCAACGAGCUCCUGAAGGACUUUCCCGACGAGCUGCGGGCCGACAUCGCCAUGCACCUAAACAAGGAGCUGCUGCAGCUGACGCUGUUCGAGUCGGCCAGCAGGGGGUGCCUGCGCUCGCUCUCCCUCAUCAUCAAGACCUCCUUCUGCGCCCCGGGGGAGUUCCUCAUCCGGCAGGGGGACGCGCUGCAGGCCAUCUACUUCGUCUGCUCGGGCUCCAUGGAAGUCCUGAAGGACAACACUGUGCUGGCCAUACUGGGAAAGGGGGACCUGAUUGGCUCGGACUCGCUGACCAAGGAGCAGGUGAUCAAGACCAACGCCAACGUGAAGGCGCUGACCUACUGCGACCUGCAGUACAUCAGCCUGAAGGGCCUGCGGGAGGUGCUGCGGCUCUACCCCGAGUACUCCCAAAAGUUCAUCAGCGAGAUCCAGCACGACCUCACCUACAACCUGAGGGAGGGCCACGGGGCCGACGCGGACUGGGAGAGCAACGGCGGGUUGGUGAAGAAGCUGCCGUCCAUCCGGGAGGAUGAGGAGGGGGACGAUGAGCUGGGCACCGUGUCCUGCGCCCCACGCUCCCCGCUGCGCCCAGGCAGGGGCCUCAACUCCCCCAUCCGCUCCCCUCUGCUGCCCCCCAGGGCCUACCGGGGCCCCACGGAGCACGUCCGGCCCUCCUCCCUGCAGAUACCUGUGGUCAGCUUCAGUGCAGUUCCUGCUGAACUCAGCCCUAGAUUUGUGGAUGGCAUUGAAACAGACCACCACUCCGUUGCCUCACAGAAGUUUGAGUUUAGCCCAAUCAACUCACCUAUGGGUCCAUCCUCCCCUUUCCCAGGGAGCCGGGAUAAUUUUGAGAUCAAGCAGAGUGUGUCAAAACUAACAGAUGAGAUGAACUGUCUCACCAGGCAAGUGUCUCAACUCAGCCAGGAGCUUCAGGAAAUGACCAACCUGCUCAGGCCCCUCCUCUGCAUACCACCAAAGCCAAUGACCUCGGUGCUGACGCCAAGCCUAACCCCGCCUCCCAGCAGCACCAGCCUACUCACCCAGGCACCCGGCACCCUGCUGGACGGCGGGGACAUCGUGGGCAUGGACCUCCCCGGGUGCCUCCUCCCCACGGCGUCCUCCUCUGCCCUCAGGCCCCCCUCGUCCUCCUCCUCCUCCUCUCCCCCGCCGCCACUACAGCCACAGUUCAGCACACAGUCCGGGGUGACCACGCCCGCCCGCGAGCCACGCUCGCCUUGGGAAGGUGACCCCGACGGCUCCCCCGGCUACCAGAGUCUACAGAGCCUCCAUGCUGGUUCCAGUGACGGCAUUCCCAUCCCCUCGCUCCAGGAGAAGCCUCCCCUGGCUUCCCACACACCGUCCCCCUCCACGUCCUUCUCCUUGUCCACCUCCUCCGCCUCCUCUUCCUCUCUCUCCCCCUGCCAGGGCCCCCAACUCUCUCUCCCUGGCAGCUGUGACGGCAGCGGCCUGCUCCCCCCUCCACCCUCCCAGGACACGCCCCCGCCCGCGCCCCCGCCACCCUUCCCCUGCUCGGCGCCUCCGUCACUCAACUCCUCUCCGGGGGACGGCAGGCCCCGGGCCCUCGGGCCGUCCGCCCCAUUCACGCCCCUCAACCCCCCCACACCCUCCCUCCACCCUUCGGCCCUCUCCCUCCGCUUCUUCUCCCUGGACUCGGUGAGGGAGCGGCGGAGGGGUGGGAACGGCCACGUCCGGUCCUGGUCCAACGCGGCCCCGCCGCCAUGCGCCACAACCGGGCCCCCUGGGAGCCAGGAGCUGGAGAUGCGGGAGUGGGCAGCAGGGCCUCCAGAGGCCGGGAGUUUCCCCACAGAGCACGGCAUCAGUUUCAUAGACGAGGAGGGACACACCCUAUGA